Molecule: messenger RNA, 1315 nt
Organism: Linum trigynum
Lineage: Eukaryota; Viridiplantae; Streptophyta; Magnoliopsida; Malpighiales; Linaceae
Source: the annotation of a GenBank genome assembly
UCAUGAUUGUAGUAAAUCAAGGGGCCAACAACAUCAGAAAGCAAAGCAAGCACAGAAGCCUACAGACAGGAGAUCGCCCCCUUCCUUCCUUCCUUCCUUCCUUCCUUCCUUCAGCAGAGUAGAGUAGAGGAGAGGAGAGGGAUGGGGAGAGCGCCGUGCUGUGACAAGGCAAACGUGAAGAAAGGGCCGUGGUCGCCGGAGGAAGACGCGAGGCUGAAGUCGUACAUCCAGCAGCACGGCACCGGCGGAAACUGGAUCGCCCUCCCUCAAAAGAUCGGGUUGAAGAGGUGCGGGAAGAGCUGCAGGCUGCGUUGGCUGAACUACCUCCGACCCAACAUCAAGCACGGCGGGUUCUCGGAAGAGGAGGACAACGUCAUCUGCAGCCUCUACGUCACCAUCGGCAGCAGGUGGUCCAUCAUAGCAGCGCAGCUCCCAGGGAGGACCGACAACGACAUCAAGAACUACUGGAACACCCGACUCAAGAAGAAGCUCAAUCUCCUCCUCGGCAACAACAAGAAGCACCACCACAAUCGAGCCAGCGGCCGACUCAACCAUCCAUCUGCUGCUACUAGUAACCCGCCGCCGCCCGAGGACGACAUGAUGACGAUGAUGAUGAUGGAUCAUGAUCCAUCAUGGCACUGGCAGCUCUCACCCGCAACCACGAUGCCGCUGCCCCACCAUGGUUACAAUAACAACGACCAGGCGGCCUACUCGGCGGGCAUGGGAAUGAACACGGUAGCAGUAGUCUCCCCCAACUCCUCCGUCGUCUCAAUCGAAAGUUGUUCCGCCUCACCUCCAUCCUCAUCGCUGCUGCCGUUCUACGGCGGGAUGAUGCAGCAGGCUGCUGCUUUCCCUGUAGGAGGGCUUGGUGGUGGUGAUCCGCUGCUUCUCAUGAACGACGGUUUCGAGGGUUGGUGUGGUAAUUACCAGAUGGGUUCGGCGGCCACUUCUUUGGACAAUGCUAAUAACUAUUACGAGAAUAAUAAUAAUAUGAUGAAUGGUUUUAGUAAGGUGAUGAUGAGCUCUGAAUCUGAUCUCCCUCUCGGCGUUGGUUCUGAUCAAAUGCUGUUCCACCACCAGCUUCCAGCCAUGGAGGAGGAUUCAUCCAUCUACUUGUCGCCGCCACAAGUAUGACUGCUUGUUGCUUCUUUCCCUAGCUACAGCGUCCGUCCAUAUUUGUAAAGCCAUUCCUUCUUUUCAUUACUUUUUAAUUAGUUGAGACAAUUAUUAUUAUUGUUAUUGUUAAGUGUUGGAUUGGGAAUCCUGAGAAGAUAUCAACAAUGAGAAAAAGAGAGAAGAAACAAGGAGAUAGAAU